Messenger RNA from Otolemur garnettii (small-eared galago), 1076 nucleotides. It is a transcript of the gene PSMB9, whose product is annotated as proteasome subunit beta 9. Gene Ontology annotation, cellular component: proteasome core complex. Bases 102 to 761 code for a protein of 219 amino acids. The transcript is spliced from 6 exons. Gene Ontology annotation, molecular function: threonine-type endopeptidase activity. NCBI's taxonomy places the organism in Eukaryota, Metazoa, Chordata, Mammalia, Primates, Galagidae. The record is from RefSeq and is a predicted model, not a curated record.
GCGGGCGUGGUGACGGGGCGGGGCUGUAGGCUGCGCGCCGCGCGCUGUCCCAGGUCGGAAACCAGAGCCGCAGGCAGCGAGAAGUGCAGCGCCUGGCAGGGAUGCUGCGGGCGGGAGCACCAACCGGGGACUUACCCUGGGCAGGAGAAGUUCACACCGGGACGACCAUCAUGGCGGUGGAGUUUGACGGGGGUGUGGUGAUGGGCUCUGACUCUCGGGUGUCUGCAGGAGAGGCCGUGGUGAACCGAGUGUUUGACAAGCUGUCCCCUCUCCACCAGCGCAUCUACUGUGCACUCUCUGGUUCAGCGGCUGAUGCCCAAGCCGUGGCCGACAUGGCCGCCUACCAGCUGGAGCUCCAUGGGUUGGAACUGGAAGAAGCCCCGCUUGUUCUGGCUGCUGCAACAGUGGUGAGAAACAUCACCUACAAGUACCGGGAAGACUUGUCUGCACAUCUCAUGGUAGCUGGCUGGGACCAGCGUGAAGGGGGCCAGGUAUAUGGAACCCUGGGAGGAAUGCUGACCCGACAGCCAUUUGCCAUUGGUGGCUCCGGAAGCACCUAUAUCUAUGGUUAUGUGGACGCAGCAUAUAAACCAGGCAUGUCCCCAGAGGAGUGCAGGCGCUUCACCACAGAUGCUAUUGCUCUGGCCAUGAGCCGGGAUGGCUCUAGCGGAGGUGUCAUCUACCUGGUCACCAUUACAGCUGCUGGUGUGGACCAUCGAGUCAUCUUGGGCAAUGAGCUGCCAAAAUUCUAUGAUGACUGAAUCUUCCUCAGACGUCUGUCUCUCAUUUUAUAAUAAAUGUUCUAGGAUCAGAACCUGGUAUGGUCAGUGGGACAUGGGAGCUCAGGAAGAUGUAGCUAGGGGAGGAGGCUGAAGAAGACAUCCUCCCAGAUGUCAACAUAUCCUUUUCAUCCUGUUGUCCCAGGUCUAAAAUGUCUUUCCCAGACAAAGGAAGGGGAAAAUAGUAGAAAUAUAAUGACCCUACACGUGGCAGGUCAUUAUGUAGUGAGUGAUUGCAAUGUUUUACAAACAAUAAAAACUCUCAUUCGGAUGUCCAGGGAAUGAGGGUGCAAGUGA